AUGUCGGCCAAAAGAUAUGGACCAAAAUAUCCACAACCCCCGAAAGGAUUCAAGAUACCUCGGCCUAUACCACAGGUUGAACCGAUCCACGAUGGGAAAGGGGGUAAGGGCCAGAGUGUUUGGGAAGUGUUGUAUAAUGCGGAAAGGGAAAAGGAUGCGCGUAUUGAUUGCUUCGAUCAGACAUCCAAGGAAGAUAUACCCUCAUCUGUCCUCUAUUUAGGUUCUAAGGCGAGGACUCGAGUGAAAACUGCGAAUGUGCAAUUAAGUCGCGAAAAGAUUUGCUGCGGCAGUGAUCAUGUUGGAUCAUGCAUGGUUAACUUUGAGCCACAUGGUUGUGCAGCAGAAGAGUGCCGCGAUUAUUGA
Molecule: messenger RNA, 363 nt
Organism: Botrytis sinoallii
Lineage: Eukaryota; Fungi; Ascomycota; Leotiomycetes; Helotiales; Sclerotiniaceae
Exons: 5
Coding region: 1-363 (120 amino acids)
Source: RefSeq, a predicted model, not a curated record